AUUCUGCUAUCAUCAUUGUAUCACUUAAAGAAAAUUUAUUUUUUGGCAUUGCGGUUAACAAAAUAUGUUUCUUAAAUAAUUAUCCUACUUUUCAAAAUACUAUGGAGUAUUAUGAACUAUGCAAAUUAGAUAAAACUAUACCUUUGAAAAAACAGAAUCCAUUCACUCCUAAACAUCCAUUUAGACUACUAGUUGCGGGCACUUCUGAAUCUGGAAAGACAAGCAUGGUAGUACAUCUGCUCCUAGGAAGCAAAUAUCCAAAAAUAUAUCCAUGGAUGUCUGGUGAAAAACGUGGUCAUAAAGUACCAAAAGGCGGGAGCAAAAUUUUUGGUGAAAGGUAUAUUCCAUGUGAUGAUCUAAUUGUUGUUGCGCAACACCAAGAUGAAAAGUUAUGGGAAGCAGUACAAUGUUUUUAUGAGUUUAUAGCCAUGGAUAAGCAAGCUCCAUGGUAUGAAAAUGUGAGAUUCAAGCUGAUUGCGCCUGAAAAACUACCUGAUAUUUCAUCUUUCAAAAGAACUGGCCAAUUUACUGUUAUAGUCUUUGAUGAUCUUGCUGGCGAACCUCUUGCAACUCAACUAAAAGUCGUUCCUUUCUUUAGGUCAGGCAGACAUGAUGGAAUUAGCUCAAUUUAUAUUGUCUAA
Dentiscutata erythropus is the source of this 641-nucleotide messenger RNA. Lineage: Eukaryota; Fungi; Glomeromycota; Glomeromycetes; Diversisporales; Gigasporaceae. The record is from the annotation of a GenBank genome assembly.